AUGAAUACAAGCUUCAGCAAUGAAUUACAACAAUUACAAAUGGAGCUUCGUGCUCAAAAUUUUGAUAUUAUUCGUUUUUCAACAUAUCGUACAGCGUGUAAAUUACGUUUUAUUCAAAAGAAACUUAACUUUCAUCUUCUCGAUUUAUUAAAUGUAAUUGAAUCACUUCGAGAAUGUUUAACUUGGCCAUCAUCUGAAUUAAGUUCAAAUAGUUUAUCACCAACAAGUCGUCGUACACCAACGCCAAUACAUACGUCAUUAUCAAAUAAUGAUCAAUAUCUUUCAGUAAAUCGUUUAACAGCAUUUUUAACAUCAAUUUAUACAAACUUAAAUAAACGUUUACCAUCAUCACAACAAAUUCUUCAUAUUGAUAAUUGCGUUCAUUCAGCUAUAGCUUGGUUUUUAUACGUUUAUAAUAAUAAUAAUAAUAAUGAAUUGCCAAAUAAUAAUAUAUCUAUACGUUUUAAUUCAUUUCGUGUUGUACUUGUACUGUUAUGUACAGGAAAAUUAGUUGAUAAAAUGCGUCAUUUAUUUACAUCAUAUUUAUCAUCAUCAAUGAAUGCAUUAACAUAUGGACAAAUUGAUGAACUUUUGCAUGAAAUUCUUGCAUUACCAUAUGCAUUGCAAGAAAUAUCAUAUUCAACAUAUCGUUCGAAUAAUGCACAAUUAAUGUUUUCACAUUUAUCAACAACAUUAGUUAAUCUUGAUGAUUUCCUUGAUACAUUAAUUUAUAAUGAUACAACACCAAAUUGCUUACAAUGGUUAAUAAUAUUUCAUCGUUUAAUCAGUGUAGAAAAUGUUAUUCAUCGGGUUAAAUGUUCAGGUUGUCAACGUGCAUCAUUUUCUGGUUUUCGUUAUAAAUGUCAACAAUGUCAUGAUCGAACAUACCAAUUAUGUCAAGAUUGUUUUUGGCGUGGACGAGUUUCUGAUCAACAUUUACCAACACAUGAAAUGAAAGAAUAUACUUUUUUUACAUCACCUGUUAAAGAAUUUCGACAAUCAAUUCGAAGAUCAUUUCAAUGUAUGCCAAAAAAUGAAGAACGUCGUCCAAAUACGACUUCAUCCUCAUCAUCCUCACCACGUUUCUUUUCAUGGAAAUGUCGAAAUAGUAGUACAAAACGAAAUCAGCAACUAAUGAGACAGCACCAACCAGUACAACCACAACAACAACAAAAUACACCAGUAUCAGUAUCAUCACCAUCAAGUCCACUAAUGAUCGAAAAAGAACAAAUAUCAUCAUGCUCAUCACCACAACUUAUUCGACUCAGUACACCAAAACCGUCAAAUCUUGAUGAGCAACGAUCAUUAUUAACAACAAAAACUGACAUUAAAAAAAUUGAUGAAAAUGGAAAUGAUUCUGAUAUGGAUGAACAUGUACAAAUAGCAUAUUAUGCUCAACAAUUAGCAUCUAUUGGUGAAAAACAAAAACACAACCCAACUGGUAUUCAACCACCAAUAAGAUUUUCUUCAUGUCCAAUGAAUUUACAAACUAAUAAUCAAUAUUAUUCAAGAAUGACAGCAACAACACCAUCAGCAAUAGUACCAAUGUCAUCUAUUCGAUCAAUGCACAUGGAUCAUCAAAGUGCAGAAAAACGUUUAAUUAUAUCUAAACUUGAAGCGCAAAACAGACGUAUUCUUCGUGAAAUAAAUACAUUACGAACUCAACUUAAACGUCGUAAUUCACUUGAUUAUGCCAAUUCAAAUUUACCAAAUGAUUUUCAUGCAUAUAGUGAUACAGAUGCAUAUACAACGGGUCUUUAUCCAUCAUCAUCUGGUUUAUCAUCAUCAAUGAAUCGACUUGAACAACGUUACACACAAACGUUACCACAUCAACGUACAAAUCCACAUAAUGAGUUAUCAUCUUAUCAUCAAUAUCAACAAUCUCAAUCAACACGUAGUCGUAUUCAUCAAAUGAGACGUGCUGGUUCAACAGAAACAAAUCCAUAUUUAGAGCAAGAAUUACAAACAUUAUUAUCACGUAAACAUCAAUUAGAAUCACGUAUUGAUCAUUUACAACAAAGUCGAGAAGAAUUAACAACACAAUUGGAUACACUUGGUAAAAUUUUACGUUAUUCACCUAAUACACAACAACGAUCAUCGACAAUGAGUCCAAAUGGUCGUUUAAGUGUUUCACCAUCACGAAUGGUUUAUCAUACACAUGGAAAUACUUCAAAUACAAGAAAAAUUAAUCCUAAUGUUUCAUUUCGAAGUUAUUCAACACCACCAACACCUCUUCAUGAUUUAUUAACACCUACUGAAACAAGUAUCAACGAACCAAUAUCAAUAAGUCAACAUACAAAAUCUCUACGAACCGAUCUUCUUAUAGCAGCUGAUUCAUUAACAUCAGCUAUGUCAUCACUUGUUCAACAAUUAAAUACUGAAAGUUCUGAAUCUCUUCCCACAACAGUUAAUAAUACACCAUCUAAAAAUGGAUAUAAUUCUACAAAUGACAACAAAACAAAUUUUAACGACAAACUACUUCCAAAAACUUCAAUUACUAGUAGUAGUACCAAUAAUAAUAAUAAUCCAAAUGAUAUUAUUGAAAAUGAUAGUGGAAGUCGAACGGAUGAAGAAUCACUUCUCACAUCGGAUGAUGAAGAUGAUGAUGAAAGACGUGAAGAACGUACAACAGAUGAUGAUCUUUUACGAACAACUGAUGAUGAUGAUGCUGGUGGUGGUGGUGGUGGUGGAAUUGCUCAAGCAAUAAAUUCAUAUAGUUUAUCAUCAACGAAACGAAUAGAGCCUUUGACAAGCGAACAACAACAGUGA
Messenger RNA from Rotaria sp. Silwood2, 2769 nucleotides. Lineage: Eukaryota; Metazoa; Rotifera; Eurotatoria; Philodinida; Philodinidae. The record is from the annotation of a GenBank genome assembly.